ACCAAUACCCAAUAUUGCACAUUGAAAUGAAUCCAUUUGCGAGUCUCUGAGCAAACUGCUGUCUUUGUUUGGUCGUCUCUUGUAUCUCGCCAGUCUUCGCGCAACCAGGAAGACUGACGCGACUGUUGUGAACGGAAUGAAAGGUCAUCCAAGGAUCACAGAGCACAAUCCAACAGUUCCGUGCGAACAUUGCUGCCUCAUCCCGACGUUCGCAAACACUCCGCUCCCUCCGCUCCUGACUUCAGAAUCCACACAAUGUCCCUCGCCCUAGCCGCCCCCGCCUCGCUCCCUCGAUCUCCACCAUCACCCACAGCACCCGCAACAGAAACGUCAACCAUCCCACAACCACCACAACCCCAACGCAGUCUAAUCGUGCCCCCGCUGAACUUUGCGAUGGUCGCGCCCGGGGUGUAUCGAUCGGGGUAUCCGAAUCGGAAGAAUUUUCCGUUUUUGCAGACGUUGAGGUUGAGGUGUAUUAUGUAUCUAUGCGAAGACGACUAUUCAGCCGACAACAUCGAAUUUCUGGAACGGGAAAAUGUUAGGGUUCUUCAUGUGCGGAUAUCGGGGAAUAAGGAGCCGUUCGGCGAGAUGGAUCACCGGGACAUUGCCGCGGCGUUGGUUCAAGUGCUUGACACACGAAAUCAUCCAAUACUGAUACAUUGCAAUAAAGGCGCCUACCGCAUUGGCUGCCUCGUCGGCUGUCUCCGCAAACUCCAGAACUGGUCGCUCACGUCCAUCUUUGAUGAGUAUCGACGGUUUGCCGGGCCGAAGAUCAGGAUCGCGGAUCAGGAGUUCAUCGAAGUCUACUCAGAACCAGUCCAAUAUGCGAAAGACCACGCCCCGUCGUGGCUCUAACCACCACACCCCUGCGAGAUAGCGUAGCGGGGCGUUGGGAUACCGGAUCGAUACACUGUCAUCGGGUAGAUCGCGCCAGGAACCCUCCCGCUUUCGACAUAUGUAGGUGGUUUCUCGAGGGUUGCGUGGAAGGAGGAGCGAUGCCACGGAGCCGCACCGCAGCUCCACGUUGCAUCGCCCUGCUCACAUCGCCCCAUUCCCGAUCUCGCCAUCGACAAUCCGAUGACUACUAUCGCGCGUGGUGAUGCCGGCCGCCGACUGACGAAGGGGCGAACCGGGACGAAUUUCGUUUGGCACGACUAACCUCCCCCCGCCAAGGGCCAAACAUCCUGGCACGAAUUUGACCUCUUCGAUCCACCAGCUUCGACUGGCGCUGUGCUGGGCCGUGCUAUAUCACACCAUGACAUAUACAACGGGGGGUGUGCGUUAUGGCUCCCAUCGAAAAAAAUCGAAUGAAAUCAAA
Messenger RNA from Fimicolochytrium jonesii, 1318 nucleotides. Its product is annotated as tyrosine phosphatase family-domain-containing protein. Gene Ontology annotation, biological process: protein dephosphorylation. NCBI's taxonomy places the organism in Eukaryota, Fungi, Chytridiomycota, Chytridiomycetes, Spizellomycetales, Powellomycetaceae. The record is from RefSeq and is a predicted model, not a curated record. Gene Ontology annotation, molecular function: inositol diphosphate tetrakisphosphate diphosphatase activity; phosphatase activity. Bases 256 to 855 code for a protein of 199 amino acids. The transcript is spliced from 7 exons. Gene Ontology annotation, cellular component: cytoplasm.